AUGGAGCUGAGCGAGAUGCUCUACAACAAGUCCGAGUACAUCGAGACGGCAUCCGGCAAUAAGGUGAGCCGGCAGUCCGUGCUGUGCGGCAGCCAGAACAUCGUUCUUAACGGCAAGACCAUAGUUAUGAAUGACUGCAUCAUCCGUGGUGACCUGGCAAACGUUCGGGUUGGCCGGCACUGCGUGGUGAAAAGCCGCAGCGUCAUCAGACCGCCCUUCAAGAAGUUCAGUAAAGGGGUGGCUUUUUUCCCUCUGCACAUUGGUGAUCAUGUCUUCAUAGAAGAGGAUUGUGUUGUCAACGCAGCCCAGAUUGGCUCCUACGUCCACAUAGGCAAGAACUGUGUCAUUGGUCGGAGAUGUGUUUUGAAAGACUGCUGCAAGAUCCUAGACAACACGGUGCUACCUCCUGAGACAGUGGUCCCACCUUUCACCGUCUUCUCAGGCUGCCCAGGACUCUUCUCUGGUGAGCUCCCGGAAUGCACCCAGGAGCUUAUGAUCGAUGUUACAAAGAGCUAUUACCAGAAGUUCUUGCCUCUCACUCAGGUGGCCUCGGCCAGGGCCUAA
Indicator indicator is the source of this 564-nucleotide messenger RNA. It is a transcript of the gene DCTN5, whose product is annotated as dynactin subunit 5. NCBI's taxonomy places the organism in Eukaryota, Metazoa, Chordata, Aves, Piciformes, Indicatoridae. Bases 1 to 564 code for a protein of 187 amino acids. The transcript has 7 exons. The record is from RefSeq and is a predicted model, not a curated record.